AUGACACAGAAAUACAAGAAAUUGAAACCGCCAGAAUUUACAGGAGGUAUUGAGCCAUUACAAGCAGAGGUAUGGGUACUUGAGACUGAGAAAAUUUUUGAAGUGUUUCCAUGUAAUGAUACAUAUAAAGUUCUAUUAGCCACAUUCACUUUGAAGGAAGAAGCGAGAAGAUGGUGGAUGCUCAUUCGAGAUAUGAACAGGGACUUGACAUGGGAUCGAUUCAAAGGAAUGUUUUAUGAAAAGUAUUUUCCACAAUGCAUGCGAGAUAGAAAAGUAUCCGAAUUUGAGCAGCUGAAGCAAGGUAUAAUGUCAGUAGCGGAGUAUGAAAGUAAGUUUACCGAAUUAGCUCGUUAUGCUCCUCAUAUGGUUGAUACAGAAUACAAGAAAGCAAGGAAAUUUGAGGGCGGCCUACAUGUUUAA
Camellia sinensis is the source of this 420-nucleotide messenger RNA. The record is from RefSeq and is a predicted model, not a curated record. NCBI's taxonomy places the organism in Eukaryota, Viridiplantae, Streptophyta, Magnoliopsida, Ericales, Theaceae.